Lepisosteus oculatus (spotted gar) is the source of this 3193-nucleotide messenger RNA. It is a transcript of the gene ckap2l, whose product is annotated as cytoskeleton associated protein 2-like. NCBI's taxonomy places the organism in Eukaryota, Metazoa, Chordata, Actinopteri, Semionotiformes, Lepisosteidae. The record is from RefSeq and is a predicted model, not a curated record. Gene Ontology annotation, cellular component: cytosol; mitotic spindle; centrosome.
GGCGUGUUUACCCGGAAAUUUGAUUGUUAGACAAACGGAUUAUUUUGCUUCUGACUUGGUACAAGAAGAAGAAAUUUCAUCUGUAAAAUUUUCUUUUUCAUGCUAAAAAGGUAUACCGUAGGGUACUGACUUUGAAAACGAAAUAAGGUGCAGAAAUGGACGGAGACGGCGACGGAGCUGUCCGUGUGCUAUCAGCUCAAGAGUCGCGGGAACAGAAGCUGAAGGAGUAUUUGGCUGCAAAGGGGAAGCUGAAGCCUCCGAACCCGAAACCCUACCUGAGGGACAAUAUGGUCAGACCCAAGCAGCCCGUUGACCCCAAAGCAGGGACAGUUCCAGCCCGGAAGCAAAAAGAGAACCAGCCUCCACCAUUUAGACCCAAAGGCACAGAGAAUAAGCCGCCGUCCACAGCUGCAGGAACCAGAGCCCCCACUAAGCCCGUCCCCUACCCAGACAAGACAGCACAGAAGAAAUCCACUUGCAACAAUACCAUUGCUAAGACUGCCAGGCCUGUCAAGACCAAUUCAACACAGAGCACCACUCGCAGUAAGCCUGGCCUGGAUAGUGCUGUAGCAAAGACCUCCCAGUGCAAAUCUAUGACUCGGGCGCCUAUACCCAAGACCGCUCUUAAUAAACCCAACAUUCAAAGUGCAAAACCUGCGACUGUUCCAAAGAGCACUGUGCUCCACUCUGCUUCUGCUAAGGCAUCUUCCAGAAUGAGUGCCAGUCAAGCUCCAGUUCAGCUUGCCACCAAUUCAGGUCCUGCUAAGGCAGCUCGUCGGGAACUCGCCCAGAGGAAGCCCCAGGUCCCUAGUGCCAGAGGGGCCCACAGCUCCCGGGUGGGCAUCAGGAUCUCGGCUCCAGGGGCCUCUCAGGGGCCUGCUAGCGUGCAGACUGGCAGCACGGGGGAGACCCAGCUGGAGGAGCUGCAGCGCCGGCACUCUGCAUUGAAGAGAGCUCUGGGGCGGGCUGCGUCUGUAGGGGGCAGAGAGCCUGGGCUCUCUGGAGCGGGCAGCAGCGAUGCCCACAGCAAGGCUAAGGGCAGCAGUCCCCUAAAAACCCUUGCCGCGAGACGGGAGAAGCCGCGUGCUGUGCCGGCAGAAAGCCGGAGGAGCCAGAAAAGCAGUGGCGCCACCGAGGUACAGCAGCCAGGUGUGUGUGGAGCAGCUGUGGGUAAUUCCUGGCGGACGGGGGCGAAGGCUGCAGGGGUGGGGCAGCAGGGCAUCAGGGGUGGGGCAGCAGCUCCUGGGAGGCGCCACACGUUCGUGGUAAGAGAGCCUGUAGGCAGAGGGCAGCUCCCACACCGCUGUGCUAGCAGCUUCUCGAGCAGGAACACUGCGCCCGCCCAGGUGCCCACCAAGUCUGCCCAACAGGGCCAGGACCCAGGGCCCAAAAGACAGGAGCCAGCAAGAAACGCCACCAUCAGAGCUGGCACCAGCCGAACCGCUGCGGAACAGGGCUCGACGGAGUUAACCAAGGCGCAGGAGGAAAGGAUGCGGAGGCUGCAGGAGUGGCGCGAGGCCAAGGGCAUCGCGUACAAGAGGCCGCCCAUGCCGACGCCGCGGAGGUCGGUGAAGAAGCCGGCUGCUUCCCGGCAGUCCUUCUGGAGCGCCAUGGAGGAGGAGGACCGCCUGGGGAGGCUGGCCGCGGAGCGCAUCGACGACUGCCUGAGGCUGCUCCGGGAGGGCCGUGAGUCCCGGGAGGUCCUGGCGGUGCUGUCCCAGGUGCCCUCGGUGGAGAAGUUCGCCAUGUACUGGGUCUGCCGGGCCCGGCUCAUGGAGCGCGACGGCGACUGUGAGGUGCUGGCGCUCUUCGAGGAGGCGGUGCGGGUGGUGCAGGAGCCCAUUGAAGAACUUCGGACCAUAGUCUUUGAGAUCCUGAAGAAGAAGAAAACCAUAACCGAGACAGACAAGGAGGGGGACCAGAGUGAAAGCAACAUUCCUGGGGUGCCAAGAAAUGACCCCGUAACCCCCAAAAUUGUUGGAGCGAAGAUCCGAGGGGCCAAAAAUGGUUCAUCUGUCGUCAAGUACAAGAUCACGGCCACACCAGGGGGACGGCAGCAGCAGCAGCAGCGGGACCCGGUCCAGCUGGACGGCCAGGAGCUGCGGUUCUUCACGCCCGUGCGGCGUUCCCUGCGCAUCGAGAGAGCCGCCCCCCGAUACCCCGCCGCGCUGCAGGAGCGCGAUCCCUGCGUGGCCUCCCUGCAGGAGCUGCUGGCGGAGGAAGAGGGGUCCGGGCCGCCCCUGUACGUCUACCGCGAGAACGAGGCCCUGAAUGACCAGAUCCACAUCGAGCUCCUUGAGUCCUAACAGCUCACCAGGAAACCAGGCAAGUAUGUGCCCUCGGCAGGAUGCCAGUUUACCGCAAGGCACAGGGACAUACAGGGGGAAAACUGGGAAUGCAGUUCACCUGGACAUCGUGUUUUGGAGGAAGACGGAAAACUGGCAUGGCCACAGGAGACCAUGCAUACUCCAUACAGAAGGUACUCUGGACUCGAGCUGUGGCACAGCACCACUAACUACCACCCUGUCAGUCAAAUGCAAGAUGAUUUUCGUUCUUCAGAUAUCUGUAACAAACCAAUAAAAAAACAACAAAUGCUAACUUGGGUUUUAAGCUCCUAUGCUAACAUUAUAUAAGUUUAUAGUACACUAUUUAAAAUAGGUUUAUUGUCAAGAUCAAUAUAAUAAUAUUAUGUGAAAGUCGUGCUCUGACUUUAUGCAUAGUGAGUCUCUAUUUUGAAUGAUUCACAAACAGUAUUGCUUCUGCUGCUGCUUGUCAUUUCUAUUGUGGUGGCUCCCGGCUUGCAAAUGGCAAAAGAUCUCUUACUCAAACUGUUCAUCGCUUGCAGCCUCUGCAAUGGGGCAGGUUUAGGGUGUGCAGGAGUACAGCUUGUUUACAUACAAAUUGGCAGGACAUCUGACGGGGUGCUCUACACCUGGCAUUCGCACACAAAGAGCAUACGUGUUUGGUGGCUGUUAGGGUGGAGGCAAAUUUGUGAUAUGGGUCAAGUUUACAAAAACAUAGAUUACACAUUACUGGUCCAUCUUAACUAUGACCCUUAUGACCAUGUGCUCCAGGAAACUCGGGUCAGAGCGAAGAGGCCCGCACUGUGGACCAAAGAAAGGUCGGCUAGGAGUUUUUUUUUUGUAAAUUGUAAAUUACUGUUCUAUUAUUAUUGUAGAUUGUUAAAAAUGAG